CUGAGGUUAGCAGAGCAACAUCUGGAUGAAGGACAAGACUUCUGGGACAAUGUCCUCUGGACAGGAGAGACCAGAGUGGAGAUGAGACGGACAGAACCAGGAUGGACAGAACCGUAAUGAGCAGAACCAUGACGGAGACUGGACACAGCAGACACACAUCUCACCAACUUUAAAGCACGGUGGUGGAUGAGUGAUGAUUUGGGCUGCGGGACCUGAGUGGAUCUGCAGUGUGUGACAGCUGAAGCUUCGUCCAAAACUGGGUCAUCAACAGGAGGAUGGUCCAAACACAGCAUGUCUGCUGCCAACAUCACAACCUUCCCCUUGACCCUUGACUCUUCCUCCUCCGUUCGCUUCAACUUUAUGGUUUAAUUGCUGCCUAUAUUUCCUCCAGAUCUGAGUUAAAGUGCAAGUUUUGUGUUGAACUUACAGAAAAUACUUGAAACUUAAACUUAUGAGACUUCAGACAACACGAGGAAGUAAAAGCAGCUGCAGGAUCCGGGGAAGGAUCCGGAGCUGGAGCGUCAACAACCAUCACACCCUGCUUCCUGUUUUCACAAUAAAUCUCCAAAAAGGGUUAACAUGAAAACUGAACACAUAUGGAGCUGCUGUCGUAGAAAAACUGUUGCAUAUUAUUGCUUUAUUAGGUGGAUUAAGUAAAGUUUCUGAAGAUGUGAUUUUUGAAUUUUAAUGAGUAGAAAAAUAUGAUGAAAUCACACAUGCUGUCAUAAAAAACAAACAGAAUGUUUUUUUCCGUUUGAAGUGUUUCUUAUUUAAUAAUGCGAAAUUGUCAUUUUUGCACUUUAGCUGAUCAUUUUAUUGGAAACGCAGCAAACAGUUUAAUUAGAAGGAAACAACUGAAACAUUUUUUAUUUUCAUUGUAUUUUUAUGCUUUUCUUGCUAUUUUGUAAGAUCUUAUAAUUGGUGUUUGAGGUAUUGUCAAGCAUAGUUUGGACAGCCAGCCAUCCUCAGCUCGACAAAGUGAGGAGUUUUACUUUGGAGGUCUUCACCGGAAGUGCGCUGCGUUGCUACGUGUACUUUGACAGCGGGAUGUCUGCGUGUCCAUGAGUGCGUGUCUUGGUGAAGGCGCCACGUCGGCAGAAGCAGCAGAGAGAAGAGCAGCAGCAGCAACAGCAGCGGCGGGUUUGCAGAAACUCUGGAGAAGUUGGUUGUUUGGAGGGUUGACGGACUGACGGACCGACAGCUGCAGGGUUCAGGUUCCCUCUCCAAAACCCAGAUCGAGGCCCACUUCUCAAUCUGCUGCUGGCUCAGGUGUUCCAGCCAGAAGCACUGGGAACAAUGGUGAAGGACGUGAACAACGUGAACGUGGAGCCGCAGCCCGGGACCAGCCUGGCCUCGGACGACGCUGAGCCCGCCGACAGCCAGUCCCCAGAGGACCCCGGUAAAGAUCACGCCGUCGCUCCGCCCGGCAUGGUGUGGCGGGUCACCGGCGGCCUCUUCAACGUCACCAAGGGCGUAGUCGGCGCCGCGGUGGGCGGAGUCGCCUGGGUGGGCGGGAAGAGCCUGGAGAUCACCAAGUCGGCGGUGACCACGGUGCCGUCAGUGGGCAUGGGUCUGGUGAAGGGCGGCGUCUCCGCCGUGGCUGGCGGCGUCUCCAGCGUGGGCUCUACAGUCGCCAACAAAGUGCCGUUCACCGCCAAGAGGAAGGACAAGUCAGAGUGAGGUGGCGGUGAUGAUGAUGACUGACGGAUUGCCCCGCCCUGAGCCAAUCGAGACAGGCGGAUCUCGACCAAUCAGAUGCCACCGUGCCUUCCCCCGAACGCCUCGUCACAACAACUCCAGACUGUAAAAUAAAGACUGUGCAGCUCUACUUCACCGACCCAAACAUGUUCUGCUCUGCGUUGGUGACGACGCCCUGAUGAACCCGUCUACCAGUUUACGGACCAGUCUGAGGCCACGCCCUCUUCCUGCUCUCCAACCACAGACGUCUGCUGAAACAUUUCUGUCUUCAGAUGCUGAUUUUUGUGCUUUCUGUCCUUUUUGAAGUAUUAUUGCAACCUGUCUGUCAGUAAGGUGUGUGUUGAGGGAUCAGACUGUUUCUUCUGAGGAGCCCCCCCCUUCGCUCUGCAUGCAGGAACAUCUCUGAAAUAUCUGAAGAGUGAUGAGUCUCUGCAGCCUCUUUAUGGUGAAACUUGUUGAGCCUGACAUUUCUCUGAAAAGGUGAACUGUUCCUCUAAUCGGAUGUUUACUCUGCUGCAGGAAUCAGUCAUUAGCAUUUCAAUGCAGCUGUUGUUGAGGAUAUGAAAAAUGUUUAUGUAUUUUUUUCAAUAUAUCAAUAAAAUAGUUUAGAAGGUUAAAAAUAAA
Molecule: messenger RNA, 2322 nt
Organism: Gambusia affinis (western mosquitofish)
Lineage: Eukaryota; Metazoa; Chordata; Actinopteri; Cyprinodontiformes; Poeciliidae
Exons: 3
Coding region: 1297-1680 (127 amino acids)
Source: RefSeq, a predicted model, not a curated record